Messenger RNA from Guyanagaster necrorhizus, 3278 nucleotides. RefSeq lists its product as uncharacterized. Gene Ontology annotation, cellular component: microtubule organizing center; spindle pole; gamma-tubulin complex. The transcript has 11 exons. Gene Ontology annotation, biological process: microtubule nucleation; cytoplasmic microtubule organization; spindle assembly. Gene Ontology annotation, molecular function: microtubule minus-end binding; gamma-tubulin binding. The record is from RefSeq and is a predicted model, not a curated record. Bases 17 to 3250 code for a protein of 1077 amino acids. NCBI's taxonomy places the organism in Eukaryota, Fungi, Basidiomycota, Agaricomycetes, Agaricales, Physalacriaceae.
GCACCCGUCAACCAGCAUGGAAUCUGCUCAUCGCCCACCACGACCCCCAUCUAGUUCGUCCCGACGUCAGCCACCGAGCCGACCUACGUCGAGCCUAUCAACACGAUGUCCAACCAGUGUAAACACUGUCAUUCCGCGUCCUGCUUCCAGCGCGUCUGUUCGGCCCCAUUCUCGACUCACGCAGCGUCCACAAUCACGGCUUGCUCGUGCUCACCAUCAGCGGCUUACUGGUCUAUGCGAGGAUCUCGUACGGGGAGUUAUUGGCGAUGCAGAUCAGGACGAAUUCCGGGAACAAGUCGCGUAUGCGACGCGCUCAUUGAGUGCGGAGGGAACGACGCUCAGCAAAGCUGGCGUUAUUCUUGGUGAGGAAGAAGUGGACAGGAUGAUUCGUGGACACGUCCAGAAAGCGCGAAUUCAGUCCCGAGACGCUCUUGCAGAUGCUCUACAGGUAUCUCACAAGGCGCUGAAAGUGCAGAUAGAGAAGGCUCAUGAUUUGGAUCAAGAAAUCAAGUCUGUUCAUGUACCCUCACACCUUCAAUUACUACUCGCUCUAGCCAGUCCACCCACUGCGGGAACCCUGGCUCAUGCGUCAGCAUAUCUUGUUUCACUAAAAGAGCCUCCAAAAGAACCCGAAACCUUGACGUGGAAGAAGAUCCUCGAAGAAGAACCCUUUGAAGGCGAACAUUGGGAGGGUGUUUACGGUUUGCUACCGGGAAGUGUCAAGAAUUGGCGUGAGCCUGAUUCACAAAGCGACGUUUCAUCAGUGUUGUCGUUGGACUCGGAUGAUUUGGAUCUCGAUGACUCGUCAGAGUCGCUGCCUACUCCUCCUCGAUCGCCUUCGCCUUCGCCAGCUAUCGAUAAGCCUAUGCAUGACGUACGGGUAUCCAUAUCUCAUCGUAAAGAGGUGGAGGAGUUGGAGUCGCGACAAUACUGGCGAACUGAGUGGAGAAUGCCCAUUGAAGGCACCAGAACAAAGUUUGAUAUAGGUGAUGCAAGCACUUUAGGGCCUACGUUGCAGAAUGUCCUAGGGAGAGACGCGUUUGGCUUACCAACAGAGUUGACGCAUAUUCAAGACCGAUAUAUAUACGAGCAUGAUGCUGUACGAGAAAUCCUGUUUGCGUUGCAAGGACGCGAAAACAUAAUGCUUCAAUGGCGACACGGAGAGUACCGAACAUCCGUGGCUACUCCCCGACUUCUCCACCUGUCUCUAGCAUCUCAGGCGUCCAUUUUAACGACUCUGGCUCGACCAUGCACCACUGUUCAACGCCUUCGUGACUUCAUCAAUCAUGUCUUCAAGACACCCAGCGGUUCAAAGUCCAAGACACCAACGCUUGAAGCUUUUGCUGAUGCUCUGGAUUCAGAGAUACGCAUGUGGGAUGCUUGGUGUGCUAGUAAGGAGGAAGCGAUAUGCAAGGCCACGAACGGCGUGUCCUACGAUGACGGCUUGGUUGUAAGCUUGCUUUCCCUAGAAAUGCAAAUUCGAGACAUCUUUGGCGAGUCAUUCUUUGUCUUGCUGGAUGUAGUGCGAACAGUGUUUGGGGAUGAUUAUUCCGCCAAGGCUUCGCCGGCGACGGUAACGGCAUCACUGUUGGACCAUCUCUUCGUUUCGAUGCAGAAACAUUUGGAGAGAGGUCAACGGAUGACGGCAGGCAUGAUCAUGAGGGUGUUCAUCAGGAGUGCAGAGCCAUUAUGGGGGAUGGUGGGACGGUGGUUAAAGGAUGGCAUGGGAGUGGGCGAUGUCGAUGAUUUGGAUGAUGAAUUCUUCAUCGAAAGUAACGGGCUUGGAUCGGGAGCAUUUGGUGUAGGACUGUUGGACCCGGAUUAUUGGGCUGAAGGAUAUACCUUGAGGUAUGAAGAUGAAGAUGAAGAGAACGGCAGUAGGAAGGGAAUACCAACGUUCUUCCGGCACAUUGCUGAGCCUGUUUUGGGGACGGGUAAGGCUGUAGGGCUGUUGAAGGCCCUUGGCAUCAAUACAGCUCAGGAUCAAUUCGUCCGGUGGAACUGGAGACCGCUUGCUGAGCUUGUGGCAAAGGAGACAGGACAAGACGAGGCACAGGGAUUGUUCUCGGUGUCCAUCGACACAUUAUCCGGUCUUAUUCAUGAUGAGCUAACGCCUUAUUGUCUCUUAAUGGGGUCCUGGUUAUCCAACGCUAUAGUGGAGGAGUGCGAUUUAUGGGGACACUUAAGAACCAUCGAAAAUCUUUUUCUGAUGAUCAAAGGCGAUGCCAUGAGCCAUUUUUGCGACGUGCUUUACGCUAAAAUGGACACUCAGCAGCAUUGGAGUGACUUCCACUUUCUCAAUACUACCUUCAAUGAUGUGGUGGAAUCCGGGAGCCAUGUCGGGGCGAAAGAAUGGGUUCAACUGUCAUUGGUACGGUUUUCGUAUCGUGGGAGCCGAGAGAAGGUUGCCGCAAAGACUGUAAAGGCCCUUGACGGUCUUCUCUUGGAAUACGCGGUGCCAUUUCCAUUGACGUACAUAUUUACGCCCAGGACCCUUCAGGUGUAUGGAGAAAUAUUCGUCUUUCUGUUGCAGAUCAAACGGGCGAAGAACGUAAUGGAGAGGAUUCUCGUGCGUGGCGAUGAUAGGAGAGUAGGAAACGAGCUUAAGACUUUCUAUGCAAUACGGAGUAGAUUGAGUUGGUUCGUGAACGCCCUUCUCAAUUUCUUGACGACCUACGUCAUUCAUGUCCAAAUUCUGAAAUUCCACGAAGCAAUACGCGCGGCAAAAUCGAUGGAUGAGAUGAUACGCCUACACGACGAACAUCUAGAUAAAUUGCAAGGGCGAUGUCUAUUACAGAACAACACGACAGCACUUCAUCGCACGAUCAUAUCUAUAUUAGAUAUGUCUCUACACUUUAGUGAAAUGUUUGUAGCCUUUGCAGGAGAUACUACCACACAUGAUAUUUCGCGACCCUUCCUCAUCACGAAGCGUCGACGAACGCACGCACAGAAGCGUGCACGUAGAGAUGUUGUCGGCUUUUCCCAGUUUAUGGAAGAUGCCAGUGAUAGUUCUGAUUCUGACGAGGAAUUCGAGAGUGUCGUAGCACCCGAGUCGUCCUUUUCUGUUGGGGCUUCGACGAUAUCCUCUUCCAUGGACGAUGGGGCAGUCCGAUUGGAUAAGAUGUCAUCAGAGUUGGACGCGCUUGUGCGCUUUGUGCGAAGAGGAGCCGAGAGCCUUGCGGGGGGGACAGGGGAUGCUGCGGCCACAUUUGGUGUUAUCGCAUUCACUCUAGAAGACUGGGACAUGUAAUUGUUUCAAGAAUGAAGACCAUAUUAAU